Neltuma alba is the source of this 1314-nucleotide messenger RNA. Its product is annotated as triose phosphate/phosphate translocator, chloroplastic. The record is from RefSeq and is a predicted model, not a curated record. NCBI's taxonomy places the organism in Eukaryota, Viridiplantae, Streptophyta, Magnoliopsida, Fabales, Fabaceae. The transcript has 11 exons. Gene Ontology annotation, molecular function: transmembrane transporter activity. Gene Ontology annotation, cellular component: membrane. Gene Ontology annotation, biological process: transmembrane transport. The coding region runs from base 42 to 944 and encodes 300 amino acids.
GUGAGAGAUUUCCUGCGUUGGUUACUGGUUUCUUUUUCUUUAUGUGGUACUUUCUAAACGUGAUUUUCAACAUACUCAACAAGAAAGUUUACAAUUACUUCCCGUAUCCCUACUUUGUUUCUGUUGUGCAUCUCCUUGUUGGUGUGGGAUAUUGCCUUGUUUCCUGGUCUGUAGGCCUACCAAAACGUGCACCUAUUGACAAGGAGCUCUUGGCAUUAUUGACUCCAGUUGCAUUUUGUCAUGCCCUUGGUCAUGUCAUGUCCAAUGUAUCAUUUGCAGCCGUUGCUGUGUCUUUUACCCACACCAUAAAAGCUCUGGAGCCCUUCUUCAACGCUGCAGCUUCCCAGUUUGUCUUGGGCCAUCAGAUUCCAUUGUCUCUGUGGCUAUCCUUGGCCCCGGUUGUUAUUGGUGUGUCAAUGGCAUCACUCACUGAACUGUCCUUCAACUGGACUGGGUUCAUAAGUGCGAUGGUUUCAAAUAUAGCGUUCACUUACAGAAGUAUAUAUUCAAAGAAAGCUAUGACAGGAAUGGACAGCACAAACGUAUAUGCCUAUAUCUCUAUCAUUGCCCUCUUCUUUUGCAUUCCCCCAGCAAUCUUCAUUGAGGGUCCUCAACUUAUGGAAUAUGGUUUUAGAAAUGCUAUUGCAAAAGUAGGCCUCUUCAAGUUUUUGUCUGACCUGUUUUGGAUUGGAAUGUUUUACCAUCUAUACAAUCAGCUGGCUACUAAUACUUUGGAACGUGUUGCACCAUUGACACAUGCUGUUGGAAAUGUAUUGAAGCGAGUUUUUGUCAUCGGGUUCUCUAUAGUGGUUUUUGGCAACAAGAUAUCCACCCAAACUGGCAUCGGCACUGUGAUAGCAAUAGCAGGCGUUGCCAUCUAUUCUCUGAUCAAGGCAAACAUGGAAGAGCAAAAACGGAAGGCUGCUGCAGCUGUUUCAUCAUAAGGCUCGACCAUGUUACGUCAAUGCAAUGGCAGACGCAAGUCAUGUGAAUUGUAUUAUAUACGGAGGCGUAUCAAUAUUAUGCAUAGAACUAAUGCUUCAGACUAGCCAAGCUUUUGAUGUUGAAUAGUGCCAUGAAAAUAAAACCCCUUAAGAAGAACAUUGGAUUAUGGAGCAUAUCCAUUAAGAAAUAUGGGUUUGCAUUUUACUUCUUCGCUCUUUAUUCAAUAUGAUCCACCAAGCAAGGGGAGUCUAGCUGCAAAAUAUGACUGCCACUCACUAGCAUGUUUUUAGAUUAAACCAAUUCAUGUGCUAACUUAUCAACUCAUAAUUAACAUAAUUUGAUUUUACAAAGAUAGACCUCCUCUCAUUA